This is a messenger RNA of Teleopsis dalmanni, 1035 nucleotides long. RefSeq lists its product as uncharacterized. The transcript has a single exon. Gene Ontology annotation, molecular function: nucleic acid binding. Gene Ontology annotation, biological process: DNA integration. The record is from RefSeq and is a predicted model, not a curated record. Bases 1 to 1035 code for a protein of 344 amino acids. NCBI's taxonomy places the organism in Eukaryota, Metazoa, Arthropoda, Insecta, Diptera, Diopsidae.
AUGACUGAUCAUAAACCACUAGUGGGAUUAUUUAAUCCAGAUAAACCAAUAUCACAGCAUAUAUCACCUAGAAUGUUAAGGUGGUCGUUAAAGUUAGGCGCUUACCAGUACAAGAUUAAAUUCCGAGAAGAGAAAUAUCACCAGAAUGCAGAUGCAUUGAGCCGGUUACCUUUAAAUGAUGUAAACCUACAAAUACCUGAAAUAUUAUACUGCAAUGAGGCUGAAGAACAGUUUUUGAUUACGGCGAAAGACAUUGCACAAGCAACCAGAAGAGAUCCAGUACUAUCAAAAGUAAUGUGGCAUAUCCAAAGGAAAGAUACAGUUUUGCCAUAUAAGUCAAUCCAGUUUAAACCGUUUGAGAAUAAAAUCCAGGAACUAUCAGUGAAUGCACAAUGUUUGUUAUGGGGAGCCAGGGUAAUAAUACCAGCAAUACUACGUCCCAGAAUACUUGACAUGUUGCACGAAGUUCAUCAAGGCAUGUCGACAAUGAAAGCAGUUGCGCGCAGCUUUUUUUGGUGGCCUGGUUUAGAUGAAGACAUAGAAAUGUUAGCCAGACGUUGUGAAAAGUGUGCAUGUAACGAAAAGAAUCCUCCUGUAGCAGCAAGUAAACCAUGGCCAGCAACGCUAAGGCCAUGGUCACGGUUACAUAUUGAUUAUGCGGGACCCUUUAUGGGUACAAAUUUUUUUAUCGUCGUAGAUGCUCAUAGCAAGUGGGUAGAGGUAAAAAUAACCAGUACAAUAAAUACGAUUAGAACAAUCGAGUUAAUGAGAGAAAUUUUUACAACACAUGGAAUACCAGAUACCAUUGUGUCCGAUAAUGGGCGAACGUUUGUGUCAGAAGAAUUUGAGAAAUAUUUAAAACUUAGCGGUAUAAAGCACAUACGUACGGCACCGUAUCAUCCAUCAUCAAACGGGCAAGCAGAAAGGUUUGUACAAACCAUCAAGAAUUACCUUAAGAAAAUGCAGUCUUCAGACAUCAAUAAGAAUUUGGCAAAUAUACUUUUGCAUCUGCUUACAACUCCUAAUGUAAAUUGA